AUGAGUGAAGAAUGUCUCCGCGGUCCGAUGAUUAAUUCACAUGUGGAUAUUCCACUUCAACACUAUGUUUUUCCUGGCCAAAUGAUCUCCCUCUUCAUCAUGGCUUACUACGCUAUCAAGGAUCUCAUCUGUCGACGUUACAAUAUAAUUGCACAACGAACAAUAAUUUUACUUGGAGUGGCUGAUUUCUGUCUUCUUCUCACAAUGCUUCCACAGUCUCUCGUAACCUUUGAGUUCUUUUAUGAGAAUGAAAGCUGUCGAAGAUUCAUGCACUACUCAAAAAUCUUCAUAAAUGCCUGGUCGAAUGUUUUUUCUGCGAUCGAAGUUUAUCUGACAGUUGCCAUUUGCGCAGAAUGUUAUUUGAGAGCUCGAUGUUCUUCUCUUGUAAAGUACUUCACCCCUGGAUGGUAUGGCAAUGUGUUUUUGGCUGUUGUCGUAUCCUGGUCAUUCCUAAUUUCAUCCUAUCAUUUUGUGCUUUAUGAGCUGAUGACAGCAUUCCGUUGCAAUGGAACGAAAUUGGUCUCCAAGCUAAUUCUGAGCGAAUAUUUCUCCACUGAUGUUGUUCGAUUCCUGAACAUAAACCAAGCCGUGACAGUAAUCCUGGUGCCAUGUCUGAUCGUUGCUUACUGUAAUUAUAAGCUGACUAAGCUUGUAGAAAGUGAAAAGCUUCCAUUAAUUAACAACGAAUGUCAAGAACUGUUCAGUAAUCAGGAGAAUAUGUCAAGCCAGCGACAGCAAAUUACAUGGAACCUCAAGCUGAUCAACGUGUUCUUUAUCCUUUCCCAUAUUCUCUCCUUUGUUCCAUUCCUAUACGACAUAUUUCCAUCAUUGCAUGGAUCAGAGUUUUUCCCGGGCAUUAUAACCAUCAUGAACUCUAGUCUAGUCAGUGGAAAACUAUUUACACUCUUUCUACUCUAUAGAAACUGUGGAUAUCUCGCACGGACAGGAUUCUAUUAA
Messenger RNA from Auanema sp. JU1783, 957 nucleotides. Lineage: Eukaryota; Metazoa; Nematoda; Chromadorea; Rhabditida; Rhabditidae. The record is from the annotation of a GenBank genome assembly.